AAGUACUGGGCUGAUACCUUUGGUGAGGAUUUAUAUAACAUUGUCACAAAGUAUUCUGGCUCUCUCUUAUUGCAGAAGAAGUAUAAAGAUGUGGAGCCAACUCUGAAGAUCAAAGAGGUGGAUGGCUUGGAGUUGGUGAAAAAGUUCUCUGAAGAGAUGGAAAACAUGCUGCGGAGAAAAGUAGAAGCUGUUGAGCGGUUGGUUGAAGCAGCAGAGGAUGCAGAUCUGUAUCAUGAAUUCAACUCCUCAUUGGUGUUUGAUUAUUACAACGCUGUUCUCAUUAAUGAAAAGGAUGAGAAAGAUAAUUAUGUGGAGCUUGGUGAUGAAUUCAUUCUGGAACCAAAUGAGCAUUUCAAUAACCUGCUGGUAAAUACAACAUACAGUGACAUACAGCUUCCAACAAAUGUCUACAACAAAGACCCUGAUAUUUUGAAUGGGGUUUAUAUGUCUGAAGCAUUGAAUCCUGUGUUUGUGGACAAUUUUGAAAGAGAUCCAACUCUCACUUGGCAGUACUUUGGAAGCUCAACUGGAUUCUUCAGGCUUUAUCCAGGGAUCAAGUGGACACCUGAUGAAAAUGGAGUCCUCUCCUUUGAUUGCAGAAAUCGAGGCUGGUACAUCCAGGCAGCUACAUCACCUAAAGAUAUUGUAAUUCUGGUGGACAUCAGUGGAAGCAUGAAGGGUCUCCUACUGACCAUUGCCAAACACACCAUUGUCACCAUUUUGGAUACACUGGGAGAAAAUGACUUCGUCAAUGUUAUCGCUUACAAUGACUAUGUUCAUUACAUCGAAUCCUGUUUUAAGGGGAUCCUGGUUCAAGCUGACAGAGAUAACAGAGAACACUUCAAGCAGCUGGUGGACGAGUUACAAGCAAAAGGUGUUGGGACAGUGAACAAAGCCCUGACGGAAGCCUUCAGAAUCCUGAGGGAGUUCAGAGAUGCUGGUCAAGGGGGCCUUUGUAACCAAGCCAUCAUGCUGAUCACUGACGGAGCUAUGGAAGAUUACAAAUAUGUCUUUGAAAAAUUCAACUGGCCGGAUCGUAAGGUCCGUGUUUUUACUUAUCUUAUUGGGAGGGAAGUCAGCUUUGCAAGUAAUGUGAAAUGGAUAGCCUGUAAUAAUAAAGGUUACUAUACACAGAUAUCCACUUUGGCUGACGUCCAGGAGAAUGUAAUGGAAUACCUGCAUGUACUCAGUCGACCAAUGGUUAUCAACCAUGAUCAUGACAUCAUAUGGACUGAAGCGUAUAUGGACAGUGCACUGCCACAAUCUGAGGAGGUAACAGCCUCUCAAAGCCUCUUGCUCAUGACAACGGUGGCUAUGCCAGUCUUCAGCAAGAAGAACGAAACGAGAUCUCAUGGUAUUCUCUUGGGCGUGGUAGGCUCUGAUGUCCCUCUGAGAGAACUUCUCAAGUUGGCUCCACGAUACAAGCUGGGUGUCCAUGGAUAUGCCUUUCUAAACACUAACAACGGCUACAUUCUAUCCCACCCAGACCUCCGACCAUUGUAUAAAGAAGGGAAGAAGCUGAAACCCAAACCAAACUAUAACAGUGUUGACCUUUCUGAGGUGGAAUGGGAAGACGUGGAUGAAACUCUGCGAACAGCAAUGAUCAAUGGAGAAACAGGUUAUCUCUCAAUGGAUGUGAAAGUGCCUGUGGACAAAGGGAAACGAGUUCUGUUCCUCACUAAUGACUAUUUCUUCACGGAUAUCAGUGGCACACCUUUUAGCUUGGGAGUUGUUCUGUCACGAGGAUAUGGUGAAUACAUCCUACUUGGGAACACUUCAGUGGAAGAAGGUUUGCAUGAUUUGCUGCAGCCAGACUUGACCUUGGCCGAUGAGUGGAUUUAUUGCAUUACUGAUAUUGAUCCAGAUCAUAGGAAGCUGAGCCAACUGGAGGCAGUAAUUCGUUUCCUCACAGGAGAAGAGCCUGACCUAGAAUGUGAUGAGGAAUUAGUUCAAGAAGUGCUCUUUGACGCUGUAGUAACAGCACCUAUGGAAGCUUAUUGGACCGCCUUGGCUCUCAGCCUCUCUGAUGAGACUGAAGGAGGAGUGGAGAUGGCCUUUAUGGGAACUCGGGCUGGACUUAUGAGGAGUGCCCUGUACAUGGGCUCCGAGAAACUUUCCAAUGGGAAGUUCUUGACCCGUGCAGAUAAGGAGAGCAUUUUCACCAUGGACCACUUCCCUCUUUGGUACCGUCGAGCAGCUGAACAUCCCUCAGGGAGCUUCAUAUAUAGUAUUUCUUUUGAAGAUACUGCAGGUAUGAAUGAAAGCCACGUGGUAACAGUGAGCACAUCUGUGGCUGUGACUGUGGGUGGGAAGACAGGAAUCGCUGCAGCUGUGGGUGUGCAAAUUAAACUGGAAUUACUCCAGCGCAAGUUUUGGAUGACUACACAGCAGUGCAGUGCUGUGGAUGGCCUGUGCCCUUUGAACUGUCAGGAUGAUAAUUUGAACUGCUUCCUCAUUGAUAACAAUGGAUUCAUACUUGUUUCCAAAGUCUCCAAACAGACUGGAAAAUUUUUUGGGGAAGUGGAUGGCUCUGUUAUGGCCCAGCUCAUAAAUAUGGGAAUGUUCAGAGAGGUGAAAAUGUUUGAUUAUCAAGCCAUGUGUAAGACGCCCCACCACCACCACAGUGGUGCUCGUCCUCUUCUCAGUCCAGUGUAUGUCUUACUAGCAGCAGUAAAGUGGCUGAUAACUGACUUCCUCAUAUUUCUUUUGGAAUUUAACAUAUCUAGUUUCUGGCACACAGACAACUUGGCAGAUGCUCACAAGCAUAAGAAGCAUGACACGCUGCAACCCUGUGACACAGAAUAUCCGAUAUUUGUGUACGAACCUGCCAUCAAAGAGACCAACGGGAUCAUUGAAUGCAAAGACUGUCAGAAAAUGUUUGUGGUACAGCAAAUUACCAACAGCAACCUCCUGCUCCUGGUUACUGAUGCUGUCUGUGACUGCACCACCUUUCCACCUGUUCUGCUGCAACCUAAAGAAGUCAAAUAUAAUGCUUCAGUGAAAUGCGACAGAAUGCGCUCCCAGAAACUGAGACGGCGACCAGACACAUGCCAUGCAUUCCAUCCUGAGGAAAAUGCUCAGGACUGUGGAGGAGCUGCAGAGAUUUCAAGUUCAUUGACCUUACUCCUCCUUUCCCUGGGAGCCACAGCUCUCCUGCUUCGAUGACAAAAAUCUAUCAGAGUCCUUGCUUUGAGCCGGAGUGGUGCAUGGCCAAGUGUUUUAAAGAGGACCCUAUACUUGUGCUUAUGCAGAGCAGCA
Messenger RNA from Varanus komodoensis (Komodo dragon), 3258 nucleotides. RefSeq names its product calcium voltage-gated channel auxiliary subunit alpha2delta 4 (gene CACNA2D4). The coding region runs from base 157 to 3165 and encodes 1002 amino acids. Lineage: Eukaryota; Metazoa; Chordata; Lepidosauria; Squamata; Varanidae. Gene Ontology annotation, molecular function: voltage-gated calcium channel activity. The transcript is spliced from 38 exons. The record is from RefSeq and is a predicted model, not a curated record. Gene Ontology annotation, cellular component: voltage-gated calcium channel complex.